AUGUUAGAAGAAAUCUCUUUUGAGUCUUGGUACCUCUAUUUAAUUAUUUGUGGAGUAUUGUACUUUUGUACAAACUAUCUUUAUAUUCAGUAUUUGAAUAAGAAAUUGGGAGCAAAACUGCCUGGCAGUUGCAAAUCGGAUGGUUGUUUUGGAUUUAGAAGUGGCUUUGAAAUGCUCAAGGCUAAAAAAAUUGGUCGACAAGUUGAUUUAUUACAUGAAAGAUUCAAUGAUUUAUCUAACCCAGAAGUGAAUGAUACUUUUACGUCAUAUAAUUUUGGAUUCCCCAUGAUUAUCACCAAAGAUCCUGAAAAUAUCAAAGCAUUAUUGGCAACUCAAUUUAAUGAUUUCUCGUUAGGUAGAAGAUAUGAUUUCUUUAAACCGUUAUUGGGAAAGGGGAUUUUCACAUUGGAUGGUGAAGGAUGGAAACAUAGUAGAUCAAUGUUAAGACCACAAUUUGCACGUGAACAAAUUGCUCAUGUUAAAGCAUUAGAACCACAUUUUCAAUUAUUGAAGAAACAUAUCACUAAAAACAAGGGCCAAUUUUUCGAUAUUCAAGAAUUAUUUUUCCGGUUCACAGUUGAUUCUGCUACUGAAUUUUUGUUUGGUGAAUCCGUGUCAUCAUUGAAAGAUGAAUCCAUUGGAUAUAAUCAAGACGAAUUUGAUUUUGCUGGCCGUAAAGAUUUCCCUGAAGCAUUUAAUAAGUCACAAAUUUAUUUAUCUACGAGAUCAUUAUUGCAAAACUUAUACUGGUUGGUUAACCCAAAGGAUUUCCAGAAUUGUAAUGCUAUUGUUCAUAAGUUUAGUGAUUAUUACGUCAAUAAAGCUCUUAAUGCAACACCAGAAGAAUUGGAAAAGAACAGCGGAUAUGUGUUUUUAUACGAAUUGGUGAAACAAACUCGUGAUCCACAAGUAUUACGCGAUCAAGCUUUAAAUAUUUUGUUGGCUGGUAGAGACACCACUGCAGGAUUACUUUCCUUUGCCGUUUUUGAAUUAGCUAGAAACCCUCAAGUUUGGAAAAAGUUGAGAGAAGAAAUUAUUGAGAGAUAUGCCGAUGGCGCAACUGAGAUUUCGUUUGAAACAUUAAAGCAAUGUGAAUAUCUCAAAGCAGUAAUUAAUGAAACUUUGAGGUUGUAUCCCUCAGUUCCACGUAAUGGUCGAUUUGCUAAUAAAAAUACAACUUUGCCAAGAGGUGGUGGUCCUGAUGGCAUGUCUCCAAUCUUGAUCAAACAAGGACAAGCUGUGAUGUACAGUAUUUAUUCUACACAACGUGAUCCUAAGUAUUAUGGAAAAGAUGCUGAUGUUUUCCGUCCUGAAAGAUGGUUUGAACCAGAAACUAGAAAAUUGGGAUGGGCAUUCUUGCCAUUCAAUGGUGGCCCAAGAAUAUGUUUAGGACAACAAUUUGCCUUGACAGAAGCAUCUUAUGUUUUGGUCAGGUUGGCUCAAUGUUGUGAAAAUUUGCAAUUGACAGAAGGUAUAGAAUAUCCUCCAGCUAAGUUGACUCAUUUAACAAUGUGUAUGUUUGAUGGUGUUCCUAUUAAAGUUGAUUAG
Messenger RNA from Candida albicans SC5314, 1548 nucleotides. RefSeq names its product Alk8p (gene ALK8). The transcript has a single exon. NCBI's taxonomy places the organism in Eukaryota, Fungi, Ascomycota, Pichiomycetes, Serinales, Debaryomycetaceae. The coding region runs from base 1 to 1548 and encodes 515 amino acids. The record is from RefSeq and is a predicted model, not a curated record. Gene Ontology annotation, molecular function: oxidoreductase activity, acting on paired donors, with incorporation or reduction of molecular oxygen, reduced flavin or flavoprotein as one donor, and incorporation of one atom of oxygen; iron ion binding; heme binding.